CUGUCAUCUCCUGUGAUGUCAGCGGCAUAUGAACAAUGAUAGAAGCCCGCAGCAGCCCCAGUUAGCCGUCAUCUGUCCGCGUACACUUCUUAUCUUUCCUUCUUACCUGCAUAAGUUAGUCUUUCGAUUCGCAGAGUUUCUACAUCGUGGACACGAUGUUUUUCUACGGGAGUUGCAGCUUGCUCCUGGCACUGGUGACUUUUCACGGCGCCACUCGCUCGGAAAUGGUGUUCAGUUGUCCGAGCUGCACUGCGGAGCUCCAGGCGGGUUGCCCGAUUCUCACGGAGAUGUGUGCUGAGAUUGUUCGCGAGCCGGGCUGCGGCUGCUGUCCAGUGUGUGCCCGGCAAGAGGGCGAGCUGUGCGGCGUUUACACACCGAGAUGCUCCAGUGGUCUGCGGUGUUAUCCCAAGCCGGAUUCGGAGCUGCCCCUGGAGCAGCUGGUUCAAGGUUUCGGGAGAUGUGGACGUAAAGUGGAUACUGAGCCCACAGGAAGCGCAGAGCCUCGGGAAGUCAGCGGUGAGGUGCAGGACUCUUUGGACAUUGGUCUGACUAAGGUUCCUCCCAUAAGGAAGCCCACCAAAGACAAUCUAUGGAAGGAGAGUGCUGUCCAUCAACACCGUCAGCAGCUGAAGACCAAGAUGAAGUACAAUAAAGUUGAGGAUCCUAAAGCGCCGUAUGCCAAACAGAGCCAGUGUCAGCAGGAGCUUGACCAGGCGCUGGAAAGGAUUGUAAAAAUACCCUUCAGAGAUAACAGGGGCCCCCUGGAGGACCUUUAUUCCCUGCACAUACCCAACUGUGACAAGAGGGGGCAGUACAACCUAAAACAGUGUAAGAUGUCAGUGAAUGGACAUCGUGGUGAAUGCUGGUGUGUGAAUCCACACACAGGAAGACCCAUCCUCAACUCUCCACUGAUAAGGGGUGAUCCCAACUGCAGCCAGUACCUUGAUGCCCUAGAGAUGGAUCCCUCUGUGGAGCCUGAAAACUAAUGAUGUCCUGAACCUUCUCAUCCCUCCCCAUCUUGACCUUCAAGCCUACAAUCUCACACCCAUGCCCCUAAAGGAGUCAGUGUUUUACACUCUCUAAACAAGCUACCUAUACAACUUGUGUGUUUAUACAUGUUUGCGCUUCUAGGUUUGAGAUGGUUUGAAACAGUAUUGUUACAGUAAAAGUACUGAUAUAACUGAGCUUAUAGUACUCAUUAAAUCCAAGCUAAGUGAUGACAUAUGACCAGAGGACUGAUAUUAGCAGGCUUGUACUACUACUUUUCUGUAGGAAAAUGUCUAGAAUUGUAAACUUAUCUUUAAUACUUUCACAUGUAUCUAGUGCUAAUCAUGAUAUAUACAUUGUAUUUCUCUCAUGAUGUUACUGGUGCUAUUUGUUUCAAUACACUUCUUUUAUAGGUUGCCCCCUCUCAUAUUGUGCAGGAAAUUAUAUGGUAAUGGUUUUUAUUGGAUAGGACAGUGUUCCUAACACUCAGUGUGACAAACACUGAAGCACUACACUGUAAGUCGAUGAGCUAGUGCCUUAUACCUUGAAUGAUUUACAGAAAUAAAUUAUAUUGGACUGCUUAUGAGGUC
Sinocyclocheilus anshuiensis is the source of this 1577-nucleotide messenger RNA. RefSeq names its product insulin-like growth factor-binding protein 2-A. Gene Ontology annotation, biological process: regulation of insulin-like growth factor receptor signaling pathway. The record is from RefSeq and is a predicted model, not a curated record. Lineage: Eukaryota; Metazoa; Chordata; Actinopteri; Cypriniformes; Cyprinidae. The transcript is spliced from 4 exons. Gene Ontology annotation, molecular function: insulin-like growth factor I binding; insulin-like growth factor II binding. Gene Ontology annotation, cellular component: extracellular region. The coding region runs from base 156 to 986 and encodes 276 amino acids.